Molecule: messenger RNA, 2639 nt
Organism: Chenopodium quinoa (quinoa)
Lineage: Eukaryota; Viridiplantae; Streptophyta; Magnoliopsida; Caryophyllales; Amaranthaceae
Product: heat stress transcription factor B-4-like
Exons: 2
Coding region: 1187-2290 (367 amino acids)
Biological process (GO): regulation of transcription by RNA polymerase II
Cellular component (GO): nucleus
Molecular function (GO): DNA-binding transcription factor activity; RNA polymerase II cis-regulatory region sequence-specific DNA binding
Source: RefSeq, a predicted model, not a curated record
AUCAAAACAUCACUUAUCCAGUUAUCAAGUACUUCGUAAAUUUUUAGUUGUAUCAUUUUUUUAAAUUGAAAGUAUUAAAUUAGUUGUGCUCCAUAUCACUUUUUUUUUUAGUUAAUAAACUCUCUCUUAUCAUAUGGGUCCACUUUAUAUUCUCUCAAUUUCUUUCAUCUCCAAAAAUUACCUAAGUCCACAAUUUAUAAAGUAAUGUAAUUGAAAAAACAAAAUAAGUAUUUACCAAGUUGAUCAAUUGGGCUAGCUAACUCUUAGGAUUCCUUGGUUAUAUUUUCAUUUAACUUUUUGGGAAGCCUUAAAUUGUAGGGCUAUCAUCUUUCCCCGUCUUCGUCAGCAUUCAGCAACAAUCCACUGUUCCUCUUUCUCAAAUAAUCUUCCAAUUUCACCUGAGUUCAAUACAACUAGAGAAGACAAGUUUCCUUACAUUUUUUUUUUUUUUUAUUUAUUAUUGUUUCCUUUUCCCAAACAGAGCUCGAUAACGACACCGUUCUGUCCCAUGUGCCUUCCUUCCACAAUCUUUAGCUCUUUCUUCUCUCCCUGCUUCAACUAUUACAGUUAAAACCCGCUUCCAAACCACACCGACCCUAACCCAACUCGUCCAAUAACCAAGUCUAAUAUGGUUUAACCGAUAAAAGGCCGAAAAUCGGCAUCUAUUUCAUCAAAAGCUGCCACCUUCAUUAGUUCAUUCAUUCAGCUACAAAAAAUUAUGAGUAACCAUGCAUGCAGAACUCAUAAGUGCAGUUACUAAUCUAUUAUGCACGGGAUCAAACUCGGGAGUCUAGACUGGAUGAGAGAGAAAAUAGACAAUAAAAAAAAGAAAGUGUGUGUAAAUGUGUAAUUGUAUACUGUAUGUACGAGUAUUCUCUAUUGUUGUUGCAGAAACAAAAGUCACGGGUUUGUCUUGAAAGUCCCUUUAUUUUUGCACAGUCCCAGACGACAGACAUACUACCAGACACUUAUUCUCUCUCUCUUCUAACACCUCAUUUACCUAAAUUUUGCUCAUUUCAAAAAUUAAAAACCAAAAAAAAAAAAAAAAAAUACAAAAAGGCCUUAAUAUAAUAGGGUAUCUCCUUUUUCUAGUCACAAAGUCUUGAACCUCCUUUUUUUUCAUUCUUUUACCUUGUCUAUCAAGCUAAAGGUUUCAUUUUCUCUCUCCCUAAAACAAAAAAAAAAAAUGGCAGUUAUGGUGGACAAUUGUGAAGCAUUAAUGUUGUCAUUAGACAGCAGUAAAUCAGUUCCAGCACCGUUCCUUACUAAAACAUAUCAUUUGGUUGAUGAUCCUUCUACUAAUCACAUCGUUUCUUGGGGCGAAGACGACACCACCUUCGUCGUCUGGCGUCCUCCGGAGUUCGCCCGCGACCUCCUCCCUAACUACUUCAAGCACAACAACUUUUCCAGCUUCGUCCGCCAACUCAACACCUAUGGUUUUAGGAAGAUAGUACCGGACAGAUGGGAGUUCGCGAACGAGUUCUUCAAGCGAGGCGAGAAGCAUUUACUCUGCGAAAUCCACCGGAGAAAAACAGGACAACCACACCAACCGACUCAUUUGAAUUUCGGUCAUCCAUCAGCCGCCUCGUACUUAGGCGGCUGUUUCCCAUCCGUAAGCCUAUCACCACCAAACUCGACCGAUGAUGACCACCGUGACUUCGACUCAUCUUCCGGCUCUCCGCCUUCAUCUUCACCUUCAGCCGCCUCCAAAUCCUACACCGACGCCCUCACUUCCCUCUCCGAAGACAACGACCGUCUUCGGAGGUCCAACACUAUGCUCAUGUCCGAGCUCGCUCAUAUGAGGAAACUCUACAAUGACGUCAUAUACUUUGUUCAAAAUCAUGUUAAACCUGCUGCUGAUCCUGUCACUGCUAACUCUUGUUACCCGUCGGCCUCAUCGUUGCUGCUGUCAUCUUCUGCUGCUAAUAUCAGUAAUACUACUACCACUACGACUACCAACAAUUUCGUGGCGCAUCAAAACUACCCGUCCAAUAACAGCUUUAAUCAGUUUAUCAAGAAGGGUAAUUGUAGCAGUAAUUACAACAACAAUGUGGGUGAUUUUGGUCGAUUUUCUUCAUCUUCGACGGCUACAAAGAGGAGUAAUUUGAGGGUAUUGGAAGAUAAUGAGAGUAGUAGCACUAACUGUAAGACCAAGUUAUUUGGUGUUCCGAUUCAAUCAAAAAAGCGAUUACAUCCAGAUCAGAUGAUUGAGAACAAUUACAAGGCUCGUUUGGUGUUAGAUAAGCAUGAUCUCGGGUUAAAUCUCAUGCUUCCAUCUCCUUCUUCUUAGUUUAUUAAAAUUAGUUAGUUUUAUUAUUAUUAAUCACUUUUUUAGAAUAUAUUGUUAAGAAGAAAAUGGAAGAUUUUGUGAAAAGUACGUGCUACUAUGUAAUUUCAUGUACAUAAAUUAGCUAGACCCCGACCUAAUUAAGUAGCAUUAAUCGAACUUGUUUCGUAAAUUCUUGUAUUAGACGGUUUAAGGAGUUCAAGUAUGUACCUCAGAAUCCUAUUUUCCCACCUCAGAAUAUUCAUUGAAGCAAGUGGGUAAGUUUUGGUUUAAAAAUUAAUUACGGAUAGUUCAAUUAAUUAAAGUUCCAUUUAUUAUUAUUAUUACUGUAUUAUAAUAAUACUGUAUAUGU